Molecule: messenger RNA, 1893 nt
Organism: Cladophialophora psammophila CBS 110553
Lineage: Eukaryota; Fungi; Ascomycota; Eurotiomycetes; Chaetothyriales; Herpotrichiellaceae
Exons: 5
Coding region: 1-1893 (630 amino acids)
Biological process (GO): DNA-templated transcription
Molecular function (GO): zinc ion binding; DNA binding
Source: RefSeq, a predicted model, not a curated record
AUGACCCAAUGGUGCAGACGCUAUUCAAAGGAUUAUAUUAUACAACUCGAGGACCAGAUCGCCGAGUUGAGAAACACUGUGGCAAAUAUGCAAGCAGCAUACACUCAAUCGAAGUCGCAGUCACAAACGGCGCAUUGGCCCACUGUUGCAUCCGGCUCACCAUUACAAAUGCAAGGGCAGUCUCAACCACAGCCACUACUGCAGCCCCAAGCUUCCGACUCCUUGAGUUCACCCACAUUGAUUACGGAUGACUCCAGCGCCGUUGGAGAAAGGCGCAGCAAAGGCACACCAGAGUCAGAGCCAGGCGAGAGCCUUAUCAGCCGGUUAUGUGAGGCUCAAGGACGACUCAACAGCAAGGACGACGGCCAACUACGAUAUUUUGGACCAACCUCUAGCCUUCAUCUAACUGAGAGCGUCACGUCGAUCUUCAAAUAUUGCAGUGACGUUUCCAAAUUUGGAGCGGACCUUGAGAAAGACGUGCCUUGGGCGAUGCAACAAUAUCUCCUAGAUCUAUAUUGGAAAUAUCAACACAACAUCCUCCAUAUCAUUCACAAGGAAGCAUUUCUCGCCGCAAUGCAAACUCAGCAAGGCCCAUACUACAGUCGUUGUCUGCUUCUGUGUCUGCUGGCCUCUGCUGCUCGCAUUUCUGUUAGUCCUGAGAUUAGAGCACUGUCUGUGCCAGCAGAUGACGACGAAACCGGCGAGAAGCCGAUAUUGACCAGACAAGCCGAGGAGGCUUUGGAAGAGGAGCUCUUGAAUCCUGGUUUGACAACCAUUCAGUCGCUGAUGCUGCUUAGUAUCCUAGACUGUUGUCAGUCGAAUGACUCCUCAGGAUGGAUGCGAUCAGGAAAUGCAUGCCGACUGGCUUUUGACCUUGGACUUCACGAGAAUUGGUCUCGUAUACCCAAUACUAAGCUUUCACCCCUCGACUUUGAGGUCAGGCAGGUCGUCCUUUGGGGCUGCGUAGGCUUUGACAGGCUUUGGUCACUUUAUCUCGGCCGGCCCCCAGUCAUCAAGUUGAGUGACGUGUCCAUUGAACGCCCAAAUAGAAAUGCCCCAACGUGGGAUAUGAAGAUGUUUGCAGCUUGGGCCGAACUGCUCGAGCUUUCAGGUCAUAUCAGCGAGAAAUUGAAUACGAAUAGCUGCUUCCAAGAACAAAUUGAUUUCUUCACAGGAGCGCUACAAAAAUGGGAUGCCAGCCUUGAUCAUUCCUUAACGUUCUUUCCAAAUGCACCUCCAGGCAUAUAUCUGCUACGAAUCCAAUACUCGGCUUUAACGAUUCUGGUGAACAGGCAUAACGCGGGAUUCGGCAAUCCAGAGAAGAGGAAAUGCCAGAACUCAAAUAAGUCGCGCAGAAUCUGCGUCGAACAUGCUUUCAUGAUCUCGAAUCUGGUCCUGAACUACACGACUCAUCACGGCGAGGCCAACACGAUGCUAGGCUCCGCCCUGUACAAUAUUACGAUGGCCGCUACCAUCUUCGUCGCGGAGAUCAAUGAAAGGAACCGACACGACGUAUCUGACGAAACUGCUGCUUUAGCAACAUGUCUAAGAGCCAUGAGAGAGAUGGAGAGUGCGGAGAUCGUGGCCCGAAAUCUUCGUAAAAUUCUACAGUCCAUCAUGCGAGUGUGUCGGGUCUGUGACCUUCCUGAUUAUGGAGACCCUAUGGACCGCUCAACCGCAUGGCGACAGCCGAACGCAGAGACAGACCUCGGUGGAACCGAUGCGACGGUUGCAAUUCCUAUCACCAGACGAAGAGAUGACGGCACUAAUGACAACGACACUGAUUUCACCAGCCUAAAUUUUGAUCCAUCAGCAUUCGAUGGAGUUUUCCAGCUACCCUUCGACGAAUCCUUGCUAGAUCCAUCAUCAGUGAGUGCGUUUUUGGCAUCGUGA